CAUCUUGCCUCUCCUCCUCCUCGUCGCCAUCGUCAUCGCCAUCGUCGCGGUCUAUAUAUGGAGGCGAGGCGAGGCGAGGAGAUCGGUGUCGUUUGUUGCUGCCAGAAAGAAAGCCCAAGUCUGAGUUGGAACUUACUUGGAAGGGAGAGUAGUAGAGGUUGCGUCCUACUGCUACUUCUUCCUCCUCGAUCUUCCUCUACUUGAGGAGAGAGAGAGAGAGAGAGAGAGAGAGAGAGAGAGAGAGAGAGAGAGUUAGUUUUGGGUGGAUUUGUGAUGGGGUCGAACGAGCAGAUCCACCGGGACAAGCUCAUCAUCGACACGGAUCCCGGCAUCGAUGAUAGCAUGACAAUCCUUAUGGCGUUCAGAGCUCCAACUGUGGAGAUCAUAGGGCUCACAACCAUAUUUGGCAACACCACCACAAAGAAUGCGACUCAGAAUGCGCUCUUGCUGUGUGAGAGAGCAGGACAUCCUGAGGUUCCAGUAGCAGAGGGCAGCGCAGAGCCUCUCAAGGGAGGAGAGCCACGUGUUGCUGACUUUGUUCAUGGGUCUGAUGGCCUGGGGAAUUUGUUUCUUCCUGCACCCACUAGUAAGAAGGUUGAUGAAAAUGCUGCUGAGUUCAUGGUUAAUAAGGUCUCUCAAUUUCCUGGAGAAGUUUCUAUACUCGCAUUGGGACCCCUGACAAACGUGGCGCUGGCCAUCAAAAGGGACCCUUCCUUUGCAAGUAAGGUGAAGAAAAUAGUUGUACUGGGUGGUGCUUUCUUUGCGGCUGGAAAUGUCAGCCCAGCUGCUGAAGCAAAUAUAUAUGGAGAUCCAGAAGCAGCUGACAUAGUUUUUACCUCAGGAGCAGAUGUUGACGUGGUUGGCAUUAACAUAACAACUCAAGUCUGUUUUACAGAUGAGGAUCUCCUGGAGCUAAGAAACUCAAAAGGGAAGCAUGCACAGUUCUUAUGUGACAUGUGCCAGUUCUAUAGAGACUGGCAUGCCGAAUCCGAUGGCUUUCAUGGAAUUUUCCUCCAUGAUCCUGUGAGCUUCACUGCCCUAGUUCACCCUGAGUACUUCACGUUCAAGAAGGGUGUUGUGAGAGUAGAAACCCAGGGCAUUUGCACUGGUCACACUUUAAUGGACCAAGGAUUGAAAAAGUGGAAUUCAGAGAAUCCAUGGUCUGGCUACAAGCCAAUCUCAGUUGCAUGGACAGUUGAUGUGCCAAAUGUUCUCGCAUUCGUGAAGGAACUCCUCAUGGCUCCAUGAGCGAUUUUACGCCUAUUUCUUGUGCUUUUGGAUACACAAGCAAAUUUGACAAAUACAGAGUUGUGAUUAGAUCCUGGAAACCGGAAGCUUUCUAUUCCCCUAUGAAUAAGAAGAUAUGGUUGUUUUGAUUUCUUGAGUUCAAGUCUGGUGGCUCAAAACAACCUGGUUCCACCUAAGAACAGAAUAAGGACUGGUUUGUUCUGGGCUAGUAGGCAUCAGACCUGAGGACCAAAACAAUCUGUUAUCUUAUUAUAUGUAAUAGGAGGAUUAGAAGUUUGCUUCCUAGCUACAAGCAAAAUAUAUGUAGUAAAUUGAAAUUCUGCAUACGAAAGACAGCAUUAUUACAAACUGUUUCAGACAUUUGUGCCACAGAUAUACAUUUCAAAUUCGGAAAUCAGUUUGCCA
Oryza sativa Japonica Group (Japanese rice) is the source of this 1653-nucleotide messenger RNA. The record is from RefSeq and is a predicted model, not a curated record. NCBI's taxonomy places the organism in Eukaryota, Viridiplantae, Streptophyta, Magnoliopsida, Poales, Poaceae.